UUGCAUCGAUUGCAAGCAAAGCGAAAGCUACAAGCAGCUUUGAACGUCUCUSGAAGGAGGACUGGCAAAGUGAGCCCUUUAGUAGGCGAGAGAAGCCUGUUUUGACCAGACAACAUGACUUAAAGAAAGGAAAAUUUCGCUAUGAAAUUAAAUUGCGUGUUGCCGUCGUAAGAACACAAGCUGAGCUCGCUCUAGAGCUCGGCGUCUUCGUCAAUUAUCAAACGACGCGAGUUCACCAAGACACCCGAUAAUGUCUUUCUAUGCGGAAAGGAAACUUCCCGACGCAGUUCUACUGGAAAUAUUUCGCUAUUUUAGCUUUAGAGAGCUGGCGAAAAUUGCUCAAGUGUCCCGGCAAUGGAGAAGAAUCGCUUACGACCCUUCGCUUUGGAGAACUGUGAAUCUUAACCAGCUAUUCUCGUGUCCUUUAAACGAUGAAGCGACGUUACUGAUGCUUUUACAAACGCGUCUAGUCUCAGCGAGAUCACUAAAUAUGGGAGAGUGUUCUCUUACUCCAAACUUAGCCAAAGAAUUGUCCAAAAAAAGAUAUAACUUAAAAAGUCUAGUAAAUUUUAGUGCUUGUGGAAAUGUGCGAGACUUCCCAACCGGACUUGAGCUGAUGGAUUUACGGUAUUCGUGGGGAGACUUCGCUUUUAUGCGGCGUUUGCCUAGGCAUUUCACCAAUAUGAAGUAUGUAGGGCUAGGAGCAGUGUCCUCGGAGUUUCUCAUCCCCGAUAUUUUUACCAAAAUGCGGUCAUUACGGGUCUUGGAAUUAACUGACUGCAAUGUGCUUUCUGACGAUGCUUUGGCUAAAAUUUCUCUGAGUUGUCCGCAACUUGAGUCCGUAUGCUUGAACGAAUGCAAAAACUUUCAUGGGAAAUGCCUCAGUAGAGUGCUCAAGAACUGUCCCUUGAUAACAACGCUUCUUGUUCGCUUCACGAAGCUGUGUGACAACGCAUUAAUGUCGGUGAAGUGGGAAGAGACAAGAGUACAAGAACUGGACCUAACGGGAUGCUAUUUUAUAACAACAACUGGUAUUUCCAACGCAAUUUCACGACUUCCUAAAAUACACUACUUUAAAAUGAACCAAUGUGGAUUCAGACACAUUCUUCAUUUGACAGUUUAUCAAGAAAUUCGACCAAAUGUCAAGUACACGAAUUUGGAAACGCUAGAUUUAAGGUGGAAUUUUUUGCUGUCGGCUGAAUGUUUGGAAGGAGUUUUGCGGCAGGCCCCAAAUCUCCGCUACUUGGGGGUGAGCCAUUCCCCCAGAAUACCCCCCUCAGUCCUGGCAUCUCUUUUGAAAUUUGUUCCCAACCUCAGAGUACUUGAAUUUGGUCCACUUCGCAAAGAGAGUUUAUCAGAAAGCAAGUUAGUCCCUACUCUUAUAAACUGUUGUCCUCAAAUUGAGGCAGUUUCAUUGAUUAACUUCAAAAUGAUCGAUCAAAAUGAUUCAGUUGCACUACAAGACCUCAAAGAAAAAUGUCAGAACAUCAAGGAAGUGAAACUUUGCAAUCCCAGGAUAGAGCAUGUUGCAAUUGGAAAUAGAGGUGAAACCAUAACUGUGGAGCGACUGUUGAUUAAAAUGGAUAGCCAACUACCUUGUCCAAAGAACACACUAGGAAUGAAGAUCAUGUUAUCACAGAAAUAGUAUCAUUUAAGGUAAUAGAGAAACACUAUUAACUGUGCACAAGCGCACUCGGAUUAAAUUAUCAAAUAUAUUUUUGUUUUUCAAAAAUUUAAUUAAUGAUAUCUUUUCAUAAUUCUUCAGUAUUUGAUUAUUUCCUUUUGGUUUUGCUAUUUUAGCUAUUCUCUAAAAUGGUAUGAAUAAAAUUUUUGACUUCAUGUGGACUUUUUUUUCAAUAAAAAGUAGUUUCAAUAUAAAAGUACAAGAAUAUAUUAUAUAAGCAUCACAGGAGUAAAUUUUAGCUCAAAACAAUUGCACCAUUAAUUCUACUGCAGUUAAUCCCGACAUAAUUUUGUUUGUAAAAUAAGAAGGAAGGAUUUCAACUUAAUACUUAAGAAAAACAGCAAAUCAAAUUUUACAUUUUUGGAGUAUAUUCUUGAAAACAUGAUAAAAUGUGUUAUUAUGCAAAAGAUCAGUGUUGUCAUGUGUCUGUCUCAAUGCGUGGACCGAAUAACUGCACUAAUGGGAUGACUGUAUGAAAAAUGUAUUAUAUACAUUUAUCUUAACAUUUUGAGAAAUGCAAAACAGCAUUAAAUAAAAGUCAUUAGAGCUAUACAAUCAUGUCAUUAGAGCUGAAGCUGCUAUAGCGGCUACAAGGAACAUCAUGAUAUAUUCAAUUGUACUAGUAAGAGAUUUUAAGGUGAAUAUUUUUUUAAGAUACUCUAAAGAGUUUUAUUUCAGUGUAUUUUACAGUGCACUUUGUUGCAUUGUGCAUUGGAAAAUUCGGUAGAUAGUACUUCCAUGGACAAACAUGACAUCAUUAUUGUCUUAAGUACACUAUUACUUCAUUAUGUGAAUUAUGUAUAUCUCAAAUAUGGGCAGUCAAUACUGAAUGUAAGCAUUAAAUGUUUUGUUAUUUUAAAUACAGUGCUGGCACUAUAUAACACUUCUGCUAAAAGUGUUGAAAGGUAUUAAAGUUUUGUAUCAAACAUGUUUUA
Exaiptasia diaphana is the source of this 2619-nucleotide messenger RNA. RefSeq names its product F-box/LRR-repeat protein 7. NCBI's taxonomy places the organism in Eukaryota, Metazoa, Cnidaria, Anthozoa, Actiniaria, Aiptasiidae. Gene Ontology annotation, molecular function: protein binding. The record is from RefSeq and is a predicted model, not a curated record. Gene Ontology annotation, biological process: SCF-dependent proteasomal ubiquitin-dependent protein catabolic process; positive regulation of protein ubiquitination. The coding region runs from base 251 to 1645 and encodes 464 amino acids. The transcript has a single exon. Gene Ontology annotation, cellular component: SCF ubiquitin ligase complex.